Messenger RNA from Mesorhabditis belari, 843 nucleotides. The record is from the annotation of a GenBank genome assembly. NCBI's taxonomy places the organism in Eukaryota, Metazoa, Nematoda, Chromadorea, Rhabditida, Rhabditidae.
AUGUUGCCUCACUUUUUGCCCAUCAUUAUUUUACACAUGUCAACCUCAUCUUUCAACUUCUUCGAAGAACUUCCCGAUGUCGUCUUCUAUGCGGUGUUGGAGAGACUGCCCGGACGGGUCAUUGAAAACACUGUUCGACUAAUCUCAAGGGAUUGCUACAGAAGGGUCGAGUUGCGCAGAGGGAGACUUCCUCGUGUUUAUCUCGAUCAACUUAUUAUUCGUGCAGGGAGCAGGUUUGAGUAUAGAAGAGAGCCUUUCGAGAGAGCAAGGCCUUACUGUGACUUUGCAGAAACGAUCGAUCCAGCUGACUUGGUUCAACAUUUGAAUCAUUUGAAAGAGCGUGCAACCUUCAAGACCCUCGAGUUGAUGGAUGUCAAUUGGGCUUAUGCUGCAAAUUGCAAGUUGCAAAUCGAGUGCGAAGAAUUGUCUUGUUGUGGCAGCUUUACGACUCUUUCGCCGGAAAGAUUCAUGCAUAUUUUUUGCAGUAUAAGACCAACACGCAAGCUAACGAUUAAGGCGAAUCAGGACAACGACAUUUUUCCUGUGACGAGUGACUUUUUCACCAACAAUUAUGCGAUUCGAUUGCAAGAAGUUUCGUUUUGCGGUUACGGGAAUGCCAUGGUUGAUCCAUUAAAUGACACGAUCUUGUUGUAUUCAAAUUUUCCGAUUUUUUACAAUUAUUUUCCAACAAGUCCCGGGUGCACUCUUGAUGGGAUUCUAACGGGAUGCUCCGAGACUGCAGCUGGCGGGCAAGCAGAACGUCAAAAUUUCUUGCGCAAUUUAUCUGGAUUGCUAGUUGAUAAAAUGUUCUACGACAAGAGCACGGCUAUCUUAGGAUCGAAA